Molecule: messenger RNA, 3105 nt
Organism: Pteronotus mesoamericanus
Lineage: Eukaryota; Metazoa; Chordata; Mammalia; Chiroptera; Mormoopidae
Gene: COL21A1
Product: collagen type XXI alpha 1 chain
Exons: 30
Coding region: 233-3103 (956 amino acids)
Source: RefSeq, a predicted model, not a curated record
GAGAGCGAGUUCCCGAGCCGCGGAGCUCUGCUCUGGCCGCAGCGGGGAGACGGGGCUCAGGGCGGAGGGCAGCGAACCCACAUCAGCCCAGUUUUUGUCCGGGUUGGGGCUGGUCUCCGCCUGGGACGCCCUAUACCCCUGGUGGAGAACGCAGCUGACUGCCGCGGCAACCCCGACCCUGGACCCUGUGCCAGGAAUCCUAAAGUCAAAAUAUUAGAAGGAAAACAGAAACAUGGCUCAUCAUAUUACAUUUCUUUGGAUAGUUUUGGCCCUACUUAAGAAUUCUGUAUCAGCUGAAGAUGGGGAAAUAAGAUCAAGUUGUCGUACUGCUCCAACAGAUUUAGUUUUCAUCUUAGAUGGUUCAUAUAGUGUUGGCCCAGAAAACUUUGAAAUAGUGAAGAAGUGGCUUGUCAAUAUCACAAAAAACUUUGACAUAGGACCAAAGUUUAUUCAGGUUGGAGUGGUCCAGUAUAGUGACUAUCCUGUACUGGAGAUUCCACUUGGAAGCCAUGAUUCAGGAGAGAAUUUGAUGGCAGCGAUGGAAUCCAUACACUACUUAGGAGGAAACACAAGGACUGGAAAGGCAAUCCAGUUUGCACUUGAUUACCUUUUUGCCAAGUCCUCAAGAUUUCUGACUAAGAUAGCAGUAGUACUUACGGAUGGCAAAUCCCAAGAUGAAGUCAAAGAUGCGGCAGAAGCAGCCAGAGAUAAUAAAAUUAUAUUAUUUGCCAUCGGUGUUGGUUCAGAAACAGAAGAUGCAGAACUUAGAGCUAUUGCCAACAAACCUUCAUCUACGUAUGUGUUUUAUGUGGAAGACUAUAUUGUGAUAUCCAAAAUAAGGGAGGUGAUGAAGCAGAAACUUUGUGAAGAAUCUGUCUGUCCAACAAGAAUUCCAGUGGCAGCUCGAGAUGAGAAGGGGUUUGAUAUUCUUUUAGGCUUGGGUGUAAAGAAAAAAGUUAAGAAAAGAAUCCAGCUUUCUCCAACAAAGAUAAAAGGAUAUGAAGUAACAUCAAAAGUUGAUUUAUCAGAAUUCACAAGCAAUGUUUUCCCAGAAGGUCUUCCUCCAUCAUAUGUAUUUGUCUCCACUCAGAGAUUUAAGAUCAAGAAAAUGUGGGAUUUGUGGAGGAUUUUAACCAUUGAUGGAAGUCCACAAAUAGCAGUUACCUUAAAUGGUGUGGAUAAAACAUUACUAUUUACCACGACCAGUGUGAUUAAUGGCUCACAAGUGGUCACCUUUGCUGACCCUCGAGUUAAGACAUUGUUUGAUGAAGGCUGGCAUCAAAUUCGUCUCUUAGUAACAGAGGAGGAUAUAACUCUGUAUAUUGAUGAUCAACAAAUUGAAACCAAACUGUUACAUCCAGUUUUAGGGAUCUUUAUCAGUGGGCAAACCCAAAUUGGAAAAUACUCUGGGAAAGAAGAAACUGUUCAGUUUGAUGUCCAGAAGUUGCGAAUCUACUGUGACCCAGAACAGAACAACCGGGAAACAGCAUGUGAGAUUCCCGGAUUUAACGGUGAGUGCGCCAAUGGUCCCAGCGACGUAGGUUCAACUCUAGCUCCCUGUAUUUGUCCUCCGGGAGAACCAGGACUACAAGGCCCCAAAGGUGACACUGGACGGCCUGGGAACCCUGGCUACCCUGGACAGCCUGGUCAAGAUGGUAAGCCUGGAUAUCAGGGAAUCCCAGGAUCACCAGGUGUUCCAGGAUCCCCAGGAAUACAAGGAGCACGAGGACUACCAGGUUACAAAGGAGAACCAGGGAGAGAUGGCGAAAAGGGUGACCGUGGAUUUCCUGGAUUUUCUGGGCUUCAUGGAAUGCCAGGAUUAAAGGGUGAAAUGGGCCCCAAAGGGGAUAAAGGAUCACCUGGAUUUUAUGGCAAGAAGGGUGCAAAAGGUGAAAAGGGGAAUGCUGGUUUUCCUGGCCUUCCUGGACGUGCUGGAGAACCAGGACGACAUGGAAAGGAUGGAUUAAUGGGUAUUCCUGGUUACAAGGGAGAGGCAGGCCCCCCCGGGGCUCCAGGGCAGGACGGACCGCCGGGAGAGCCUGGAAUCCCAGGAUUUCCUGGAAACCAAGGAUUAAUGGGACAAAAGGGAGAAAUUGGGCCUCCAGGACCAGUAGGAAAAAAAGGAGUUCCGGGGAUACCUGGUUUGAUAGGAAGUGAUGGCUCACCAGGUCAGCCUGGGACUCCAGGACCGAAAGGAAAUAAAGGUGAACCUGGACUUAAAGGGAUUCCUGGGGCUCCUGGGCUCAAGGGAGAACAAGGGGCAGUGGGUCCCCAGGGGGAGCCGGGCUACCUGGGUUUACCUGGAAUUCAAGGAAAAAAGGGGGACAAAGGAAAUCAAGGUGAAAAAGGCAUUCAGGGUCAAAGGGGAGAAAAUGGAAUACCAGGAAUUCCAGGGCAACAGGGAAUUCAAGGUCCUCAUGGUGCAAAAGGAGAGAAAGGUGAAAAGGGAGAACCUGGCGUCAGAGGUGCCAUUGGACUAAAGGGAGAACCUGGGAUGGACGGCUUGAUGGGGCCUGUGGGUCCCCAGGGGCGACCUGGGGAAACAGGUCCUCAGGGACCGCCAGGAUUGGAUGGGAAGCCUGGAAGAGAAUUUUCUGAACAGUUUAUUCGACAAGUUUGCACUGAUGUAUUAAGAGCCCAGCUACCAGUCUUACUUCAGAGUGGAAGAAUUCAAAAUUGUGAUCGUUGCCACUCCCAACAUGGUUCCCGUGGAAUUCCUGGGCCACCUGGUCCUAUGGGCCCAGAAGGCCCCCAAGGGGUUCCUGGUUUGCCAGGAAGAGAUGGUGCUCCUGGACUAAUGGGUGCUCCUGGACGUCCAGGUGCCAGAGGAUCGAAAGGCCUGCCAGGAAUAAACGGGGCGAAGGGGAGCCAAGGGUUUGGGUACCCUGGAGAACAAGGUCCUCCUGGUCCCCCAGGUCCAGAGGGUCCUCCUGGAAUAAGCAAAGAAGGUCCUCCCGGAGACCCAGGUCUCCCUGGCAAAGAUGGAGAUCACGGAACCCCUGGCGUCCAAGGGCAACCAGGUCCCCCUGGCAUCUGCGACCCAUCGCUUUGUUUUAGUGUAAUUGUUGGAAGGGAUCCAUUUAGAAAAGGACCAAACUAUUAGUG